CCAUCGAAGAACAAAAGGCGAAAGUUAGUAGUGCACGACGUGCUACGAAGCGGAUACCUAAAAUUGUGUACUCGUGGUUGCUAAAACAAAACGUCCAGCCGGCCAAAUAAUUUAUUGGCAUUCCGACCGUUUAAGAAAACGAUGGCGUCGCAGAAGCAACAACUUUGUGGAACGAGAGAGGAAAGCGAGCGACAAUCACAACAACAGGACGUCAUCCAUGAUGUCUGGCAGCUGACCGGGGGGAGUCCCACUUUGGAGCAUACACAGCCCCCCUACAUUAAAAAUGAAGAGGAGCACGCUGACUUCAACGAGUUCCCACUGACCGUUAUAGUUGUGAAGAUCGAAGAAGAUGAAGAUGGAGCAACUGAGUCGGCACAGCUUCAUCAUCACAUUCCGAGUGGAGGCCACUGUGAAGGAGCACCGGCAGAAAACCUCUUACCGCCAAUGUCAGAUAGCGACAACACGGAAGAUAGAAACGAUGCUGAAAGGGAAGCUGAUGACAAAUAUUUGAAAAAGGAGACAACUCUUAACAACAAGAAACGGUCUCACACACGUAAAGAAGACAAUGCAGUACACACUGACUUCAGCGUCUCCAAUACCGACGCUAAGGGGCAGCCGCGGGAUGCCACGGACGCUGUCGCUGACUUAAUGCCACCGUCGAAGAGGGAAAAGGCGGAAGUUACCGAGGUUUUUUUUUUUUUUUUGUCGGCGUACAAGAAGCAAAAAGGCAGGUCGAAUUCGUGUACUCGUGCUCCUUCAAAGAAAACAAACUGUUGAAGGCGUUGCUUAAUAUUCGGACGUGCUUUCUGAAAGAAGGAUGGCGUCGCACGAGGUGAAGCCUCGUCCAGGGAGAGAGGAGAACGAAGGAGAACCAAAACUGGACGCCAUUUUCUCGACACCCGUUGUUCCGCACAGCCAAGAGGUCCAGCAGCCAAUGGGUCAUCGACAAGAGCCUCCACAUUCACCCCACAUCAAAGAAGAGGAGGAGGAUGCACAGCUGCCCCGUGUUAAAGAGGAAGAAGAGGAGGUUGAUGUCAGCGAGUUGUCACUGAACGUCGUCGUCGUGAAGGGUGAAGACGAUGCAGACGAACCAUCCGAUUGGUCACAUCUUCAUCAUCCCAAUUCAAGCGGAGGACCACCACCAGACAAACUUUUACCCUCACUGUCACACUGUGACAACAUAGAAGAACACUUGAACAGCAACAAAACCUGUCAAGCUGAAAACAAAUGCAUUGAAAGCGCUGAAAAAGAUUUGCGUAAAGAACAUUUGACCUGCUCACUUUGUGGCAAAACCUUUACUUGUAAGUACAGCGUAAAGGAACACAUGAGAACGCACACGGGAGAAAAGCCCUUUAGUUGUUUAGUUUGCAGUAAAACCUUUGCUUGUAAGUCAAAUAUGGUGAGGCAUAUGAGAGCACACACUGGAGAAAAGCCAAUUUUUAAUUGUUCAGUUUGCGGAGAUACAUUUUCUCAAAAGGGGUCUUUGAUUGUACACAUGGCAACGCACACAGAAGAAAAACGUUUCGCUUGCUCUGUUUGUGGGAAAAGGUUUGCUAAAAGAAAAAAUAUGACUGUACACAUAAGGACACACACUGGAGAAAAACCUUACAGUUGCUCAAUUUGCGGUGAAACGUUUGCCAAAAAGAUUUCUUUGAUAGCACACACAGUGACACACACAGGAGAAAAACCUUUUACGUGCUCAAUUUGCGGUGAAAGCUAUUCGUAUAAGCGCAGUUUGAAUAUACACACCCGAACGCACACGGGAGAACGUCUCGUUAGUUGUUCAGUUUGUGGUGAAAGUUUUUCGUACAAAAAGAGUUUGAAAGCACAUAUGCGGAAACACACAGGAGAAAAACCCUUUACUUGCUCAAUUUGCAAUGAAAGAUUUACUUAUAAGCAGACUUUAAAUGCACACAUGAAAAGACACACGGGAGAAAAACCUUUCAAUUGCUCAGUGUGUGGUGAAAGUUUUACUUAUAGGCCAACGUUUAAUGCACACAUGCGAACACACACGGGAGAAAAACCUUUCACAUGCCCAGUUUGUGGCAAAAGCCUUUCUUACAAACACAGUUUGAAUGAACAUAUGCAAACCCACGCAGAAAAACGCUUCAGUUGCUCUGUUUGCGGUCAACAAUUUGCUCAGGAAGCCUCUUUGAGUUCACACGCAGCAACACACACGGGAGAAAAACCUUUCACCUGCUCAGUUUGUGGCGAAAGCUUUACUCAAAAACAAUAUUUACUCAAGCACAUGAGAAGACACACGGGAGAAAAGCGAUGUAGUUGCUCAGUUUGCAAUAAAAGUUUUGCCUCUAAGCAACAUUUGAAGGUGCACAUGUGGACACACACAGGAGAAAAACCUUUUAGUUGCUCUGAAUGCGGUGAAAGCUUUACACAAAAACAAUAUAUGGUUCGACACAUGAGGAAACACACUGGAGAAAAACCUUUCACUUGCAUAGUUUGUGGGAAAAGUGUCACUUCAAAGCACAGUUUGAACGCACACAUGCGGGGCCACACAGAAGAAAAACCCUUCAGUUGUUCUGUGUGUGGUAAAAGAUUCACAAGCAAGAGAAAUUUGAAUGUACAUACGAGAACACACACCGGAGAAAAACCCUUCAGCUGCUUAGAUUGCGGUAAAAAGUUUUCUUUUAAGCAAAACUUGAACGCACACAUGCUGACACACAACAGGGAAUAAACGUUUUUCAUCGGCGUUUUUGUGGACACUUUGAAUUUAACAUUUAUUGGAGGUAAUGAUUCAUCAGCAAGGUUUUCAUAACUAUCCAACAUAAUUAUUUUAUUAUUUUAAAUACAUGGCGUGCCAGUUGAAUGCUCUUCUCUUCUUUCUUUUUUGCUACAAUUGGUGCCAAGCAUUGUAAAGUCUGUUCCUGUACGUCAUUGAUUAUUCAGGUGUCAAUAUUACUUUGAAAUUUGUUGUUCUGAGUAUAUUUUACAUUUUAAAUCAUGUCUUUCCUUGCUACGGCUAACUUUGUUAAAACUGGCUUUUUACAUUAUCGGCUACCAUUCAUAGUGUCAUGACAAAAAAAAGACCACCAGGUGUAUUGUUUCAGUUUUGAUCAUUUUGUAUGUAAUUUAGUAUUUUCUGUUUAUUACUUGACAUACACAGCAAAGACAGGAACGUUGAUUUGAGAGCAUUACAGUAUUGGGAAGCUUUUAGCUGAAAAAUUAACUUUUUUUUUCUCAGUUUGAGCACCAUGGAAGCUGUUAAUUAUAGAAAUAUAUAUAAUUGUUUAUGUAUUUUUUUUCCUUUUUUACUUCUGUACAUAGAGUAUGUACUUGUUGAAUCUUUACCUAAGUACAGGAAUUGAAUCAGUAUUUGCUAUACUAGAAGUUUCCUUUUUUUUUGUUACUGAUAACACUUCAAUCAUGCAGUCCAGAAACCCGACCCCCCACACACACAAAAACACAAAACAAGUGAUGGUAAUAAUCUACCACAAGAAUCUGAAUUAUAAAUGUCUCUUUUCAUUAAUGUUAUUGCAUUUAGUAUUCAAUUGUUUCAAUGUAAAUUAUUGCAUGAUUGCAAUAUGUUACACAAUAAAUGACCAAGGUCAAACAUCAUGUUUGUGUCACCCACAAUAUUUGUAGUCAAAAGAAUGACCCUAUCUGAUGGCCAUCUUAAGCUCCACCCUAUUAGCUAUGUCACACAAGCUU
Molecule: messenger RNA, 3666 nt
Organism: Syngnathoides biaculeatus (alligator pipefish)
Lineage: Eukaryota; Metazoa; Chordata; Actinopteri; Syngnathiformes; Syngnathidae
Product: gastrula zinc finger protein XlCGF57.1-like
Exons: 4
Coding region: 818-2692 (624 amino acids)
Biological process (GO): regulation of transcription by RNA polymerase II
Cellular component (GO): nucleus
Molecular function (GO): DNA-binding transcription activator activity, RNA polymerase II-specific; RNA polymerase II cis-regulatory region sequence-specific DNA binding
Source: RefSeq, a predicted model, not a curated record